AUGGCAGCACAUAUCCCUUACGCUACACCUGAUCUCGCCGGCGAUUAUGAGGGCGUUUACAGCCCUUAUGGCACGGCAUACGAAAUCCCUGGCCAAUCGCCGGGGGCCCCUUCCUCUGGCUCCAACGGCUAUGGAUACAAGGUCAAGGCCACGGCGGAGGGCAUGCACCUCGCUGUGUACAUGCCGGGAGUGAGAAAGGAGAACGCUAGGGUGUGGGCCGAGAAUGACGAGCUGCACAUUGUGGGGAAAAAGAAGGAUUUCGAAGACGAAGAGGAGAUCUCCAUGGGCUACCGUAUUGGAAAUGUGCCGGAGACCAUGUGCAAGCUGAGGGAGAUCACAGCGGAGAUGAAAGACGGGCUGUUGAAGAUCUUCGUUCCCAGGCUCCACCAGGUUGAGGGUGAAGCCUAUGAUGGCUACCGCGUGAGGGUUGAGUGA
Striga hermonthica is the source of this 435-nucleotide messenger RNA. The record is from the annotation of a GenBank genome assembly. Lineage: Eukaryota; Viridiplantae; Streptophyta; Magnoliopsida; Lamiales; Orobanchaceae.